AUGAGCUCCAGGGCGGUGCUGCUGUCCAUCCUCCUGGUGGCUCUCAGCGGGUCCAGAGGAGCCGUCAUCACAGGGGCCUGUGAAAGAGAUAUGCAGUGUGGUUUUGGACUGUGCUGUGCUGUCAGUCUGUGGCUGAGGGGUCUGAGGAUGUGCAUCCCCAGAGGUGUGGAAGGAGACGAAUGCCACCCCUUCAGCCACAAAGUGCCCUAUGCUGGAAAAAGGCAACAUCACACCUGCCCUUGUCUGCCUCACUUGGUGUGCACCAGGUAUGCCGAGAGCAAAUAUAGAUGUACUGACGACUUCAAAAAUAUGGACUUUUAA
Molecule: messenger RNA, 321 nt
Organism: Myripristis murdjan (pinecone soldierfish)
Lineage: Eukaryota; Metazoa; Chordata; Actinopteri; Holocentriformes; Holocentridae
Gene: prok1
Product: prokineticin 1
Exons: 3
Coding region: 1-321 (106 amino acids)
Biological process (GO): endothelial cell proliferation
Source: RefSeq, a predicted model, not a curated record